Torulaspora globosa is the source of this 2241-nucleotide messenger RNA. It is a transcript of the gene ALK1, whose product is annotated as protein kinase ALK1. NCBI's taxonomy places the organism in Eukaryota, Fungi, Ascomycota, Saccharomycetes, Saccharomycetales, Saccharomycetaceae. The record is from RefSeq and is a predicted model, not a curated record. Gene Ontology annotation, cellular component: nucleus; cytoplasm. Gene Ontology annotation, molecular function: histone H3T3 kinase activity. The transcript has a single exon. The coding region runs from base 1 to 2241 and encodes 746 amino acids. Gene Ontology annotation, biological process: intracellular signal transduction; mitotic cell cycle.
AUGGAGUUUGAUACGUCUUUUGAAGGGCCGUCUGACGAUAGGAAGUUCAUUGCAUUGGUUGUCUCGGAUAAUGAGGAUGAUUAUAAUUCACAAGAGGAUUCUGAUCGUGAAGAUGCUGUACGAUCGCCCUCGAAGGGCGUGAGUGAGCAAGGAAUGAAUGUUAUGGCCAGUGCUUCGUCAAGGGCUACUCCUUCGUCGAUUGGCCCAGGAAAAACAAGGUCGGAAGAGAAGAAACGGUGGUCUUUCAUGUCGAACCACUCGUCUUCUUCAGGUGCUGCAAAGAAAAGAUGGUCUGCGUUGUCGACUUUUACAUUAGAUUCUGGAACAGGCCAUUCAAGGGAAUCUAAGGACAAGGAGAAUCGAGAUUCGAAAUUUCUUAAAAGAGUCUCGACCCACAGCUCUCUUUCAUCGCACAAACGGGGCUCCGUUGCGAGCGUCGAGGCUGACCAGGCGGCCAAGUCGCCGCGUUCCAUGAAAAGGAGCUCAACUGGGUCAUCUUUGAGACAGUUAUUCGGCCUUAUUGCGCUUAACGAUGAGAACAAAGAAAACCAGGUGAAGAAAGAUCGCGACCUGUUUAAGGCACCAUCAAUAAUUCCUUCGCAGAAUCCGAAAUCCUACGGUGUACAGUCUAAGGAGCGCCGCAAUUCGAAUUUUAGGGCUCCGUUGGCGCCUGUGGUAAACGAAGCGAAUCGUCAGCGCCAUUCCAUCAUGCUCGCCCAGGACAGCGCCAACAGCUAUCAUAGCGGUAGCUCGAUGUAUACGACCGCUGUAUCAGGAAAUGCGGCGGGCUUCCACACACAUUCACCGAGCAUGUCUUCGCUUUCUUCGAUCGCAUCUACAAGUUCCAAAUGGAAAUUUUGGAAAAGAGGCAGUAGCGCUUCUCUAUCGAGGUCAUCGUCCAGUCAAUCACUUAAGAUCGUUCAUGAUAAUGGUUCAUUGAUGGCAGAUACCAAAAUAAAAGGAAAGAGCUCUUUUGCAGAGCUACACAAAGCUGUCUUCUCGUAUAAUAAUGGGACAGCUGGUACUAUGGACUACAGCGACAACUCAUCGAUUACAUCGAACUCAUUAAAAAAGAGACCAUCAUCAUCUAAUAUUUCUUUGAAUGGGUUGAAACACAGAUCAUCGCAAUCAAGUCUAAAGCACAAGGGCUCCCAUAGCUCAUUACAAAGGUUAAAGACGAGAACAAAGUCCAACAAUACUGGUGGCGAUGACUCCUCCUCAUUGACCUCUCAGGGUCCUCAAAUCUCAUUACCUGUGCCGGAUCAGGCUUCUCGCGAUAAAAUCAGAGCCAAGCUUAGAAACUCGAGUUCUCUUCUUUCGCUGACGUCUUCAACCCCAGUUAUAAUGAAGGAUUAUGACGAAGCAAUAUUAAGCCAAAUUUUAGACAUCUGUGAUAUCAAGCAUAUCGUCUCAGAGAAAGAGACAAUGGCUUCCCUGAAAAACUCUAAAAAGCUGACCACCCAUGUCUGGAGCUGUCAAAACAAUGAUGGUGCAGUAGUGUUCAAGAAACUGCCGCUGGGAAUGCUAGAAGAUGUCACUUACUCUAAAACGAUGUGUUUACAAGAGCUCAAAAUGUUGAGACUUUGUAAAGGAACUACUGGAUUACCAUGGCUGCUACACUCCUAUGUGAUACAAGAAGAUUCGGAAACGAGGGGACACGACACAAAUGCCCCACUAUUUCUACUUCUUAUCUUGAAAGAUCACGGAACUCCUUUGAGUGUUGUCAAUUUAACAAGCUGGUCGCAAGCGCUGUACAUCUUUUGGCAAUGUGUCACUAUACUUUACGUUGCAGAGACAAAAUUUCAAUUCGAGCACAGAAACCUAAUCCUGGAACACAUUCUAGUCGACAAGAAGCUCAAUGUCACGCUGUGUGACCUGAAGUGCAGUAGAGCUCAGAAAGGGCCCGAUCAACCCGUAAUCUACACCAGACUAGAUCACCCACUAUUCUUCCAGGGCGGCGGUGACUACCAAUACGAAAUUUACAAACUUAUGCGCUUCGUUCUCGCAGAGGCAUCUUCUUGGGAAGAGUACGAACCUAGAACAAACCUUAUGUGGUUGCACUAUCUGUGCGUGAAAUUUAUCCAAAGAUAUGAAGGCAAACUGAACAGGUCAGGCUCGAGCAGGGAUAAACUGAUCAAACUGACACAGCUAAUCGACCAAUGCUCAUCAAGCAAACGGGGUCUAUUCAAAAGGCAUGACAUAGAGAUUAGAACCUGCGGCGAUUUGCUGAGGUUUAAAUAG